ACAAUUGGUAUUUGGAUGCUACAGUUGCCACAGUGAUUCUAUAAAUGGAUCUGCCUCAAAUCAAAAUGUGAUAAAGCUAAAAGGAUUUGUAUUGGACUUGUUUGAAAUACGACUAUCAACUUACAGAUUGAUGAAAAGAGAUUUUACAAAUAUGGAUGCUUCUGAAGAAACAAUGAAUGAUAUGGGUAUAUGGAUAUUACUUUCACGAUCUUCUACAAUAAGUUUCAUGCAUGGGUUUUCUGCAUCUUCACACCUAAUUUUGUUAUUAGUUUUAUCCAUUACUUGUGUUUGCAAGAGACACACUAAGCCAACCCUUGAAAAUUCAAAACCAAUGUUUAAGAAUACAUAUUCUUUAUACUAUUGGGCAUCGCUUAUAUCUUGUAUGGGUCUAUCUUUUUGCGAUCUUAAUCUAUUUGUGCUAAACUACCUCUCUAGAUAUAGACAUGGUUGGUCUGAUCUAAAUCUAGUCGCUCAGUUGGAUUUUGCAUUUAAAACACUCACUUGGUUUGUGAUCUCUGCUUACCUACAUAUCCAAUUUUCUCAUUCACGUGAGCACAAGUUUCCUAUUAUACUAAGGAUUUGGUGGACCUUCUACUUCCUAAUGUCUUGUUCCUAUCUUUUUAUACAUCUUAGUUUGUAUUGGAAACAUUCGUCCUUACAAUUCUUGCUAUGGGUAUCCGAUAUUGUAUCCGUUAUUGCUGGUUUGGUCUUUUGUUAUGUUGGGCUAUUUGGAAAGGGUCGAGAAGAUGGCAAUUUCCAGCUAUUGGAUCCUCUUUUGAGAAUUAAUGCCAGUGAAAAAAAUGAAGAUGAUGGACAAGGAUCAAGGGUCAGUGGAGAGAGAAUAACUCCUUAUACAAAUGCAAAUCUUCUCAGUAUCUUUACUUUCUCUUGGAUGGGCCCUUUGCUUGCACUUGGGUACAACAAAACAUUAGAUCUCGAAGAUGUUCCUCAGCUUUCUGAUUGUGAUAAUGCCAAAGAGGUAUUUACUUGUUUUAAAAAUAAACUUGAAUAUGAUGGUAAUGGUAGUAGUAAUGGUGAAGUAAACACAUUCAAGCUGGUGAAGGCAUUGAUUCUCUCAACGUGGAAAGAAAUUCUAUGGACAACUUUAUUAGCCAUUGUAUGCACAUUAACUGCUUAUGUUGGACCAUACCUUAUUGGUGUAUUUGUUGACUAUCUCAAAAGUCCUCUGCAACCAAAACAUAAAGGUUAUGUGUUAGUGCUUAUUUUCUUUCUUUCAAAGCUCAUAAGGUGUCUCUCAGACAGACACUUAUUUUUUCAAUUGCGAAAGAUGGGAAUUAGGAUCCGUGCUGCCUUGUUUGCAAUAAUCUAUAAGAAGGGUCUCAGACUUUCAAGCCAAUCAAAGUUAGGUCACACUAGUGGGGAGAAUAUUAAUUUGAUGAGUGUUGAUGUUGAGAGGAUUGGAUUUUUUAGUUGGUACUUGCACGAUAUAUGGAGGGUGCCUGUUCAAGUUGUUUUAGCAUUGUUACUCUUGUACAGUAAACUUGGGCUUGCUUCACUUGUAGCUUUUGUUACGACACUGAUUUUAAUGUUAGCAAAUGUUCCAUUGGGAAAACUACAAGAAGAAUUUCAGGGGAUAUUAAUGGAUUCAAAGGAUCGAAGGAUGAAGGUGACAUCUGAGGCUCUAAGGAAUAUGAGGAUUCUCAAGCUCCAAGGAUGGGAGAUGAAGUUAUUACAAACGAUAAUUGAGAUCAGGAACUUCGAAACAAAAUGGUUAAAAAAGUUACUUUAUACAUCCGCUAUAACUUCCUUUGUCUUCUUGUCUGCUCCUAUGUUUGUAUCUAUAGUUACUUUUGGGUUUUGUGUGCUUAUGGGAAUUCCGUUAGAUUCGGGGAAGAUUCUAUCUGCACUUGCAACAUUUGAGAUAUUGAAAGGGCCCAUUUAUAAUCUCCCAGACACAAUCUUCAUGGUAGUUCAAACCAAAGUCUCUCUUGAUAGGAUAGCUUCAUUCCUCCGUCUUGAUGAUCUUCAUCCAAAUAUAGUACAAAAGCUUCCAAGAGAUGUUGUCGAGGAUGCAAUUGAGAUAGUUGAGGGGAAUUUUUCUUGGGACCUUAAUUCCCCUAAUCUCACAUUAAAAGAUAUUAAUUUUCGAGUGCACUAUGGUUUGAGAGUGGCUAUUUGUGGUUCUAUUGGGUCAGGUAAGUCAAGUCUACUUUCAUGCAUAUUGGGGGAAGUGCCCAAAGUAUCGGGAUCUAUUAAGUUAAAUGGGACUAAGGCCUAUGUUGCACAAUCACCUUGGAUACAAAGUGGUAAGAUAGUAGAUAAUAUUUUGUUUGGUAAGAAGAUGGAUACAGAAAGGUACGAGAUGAUACUUGAAGCAUGUUCAUUAAAGAAGGACCUAGAAUUGUGUGCUUUUGGGGAUCAGACUAUCAUAGGGGACAUGGGGAUCAACCUCAGUGGUGGACAAAAACAAAGAAUCCAGCUUGCACGUGCUUUGUACCAUGAUGCUGAUAUUUAUCUACUUGAUGAUCCUUUUAGUGCCGUGGAUGUUUACACAGGAACUCACAUAUUUAAGGAGUGUUUGCUGGGAAUAUUAAGUUCAAAAACAGUAAUUUAUGUUACACACCAAGUAGAAUUUUUACCUUCUGCUGAUCUUAUUCUGGUUAUGAGAGAUGGAAAGAUUACUCAAGCAGGAAAAUAUGAAGAAAUUCUUAAUUCAGGAACUGACUUUAUGGAACUAGUGGGUGCACAUAAGAAAGCUUUGGUAGACCUUAAUUCUUUUGAACAUGAGGUUGUUUCGGAUAAUUUGAUUAGUGAUGGGGAAGAUGGUAAUAUGUGUCAUAGUGAGACGUUUAUUCAAAAUGACGAGGAAAGGGAAUCCCAAACCUAUAAAACGGAAAAAUUGGUUGGGACAGAAGGGCAACUUAUCCAAGAAGAAAAACGAGAAAAGGGUGGAGUCAGUUUUUCAGUCUACUGGAAAUACCUUACCACUGCAUAUAAAGGAACUUUUGUACUAUUGAUAUUUUUGGUACAAAUUCUUUUUCAACUUCUAUUAAUAGGUAGUAAUUAUUGGAUAGUGUUGGCUACUCCCAUUUCUGGAGAUGUGACACCUCAUGUUAGAGGAUCUACUCUCAUCUAUGUUUAUGCUACUUUGACCCUUGGAUGCUUUCUUUGUGUGCUUACAAGGUCCAUGCUCGUUGUUACUGUUGGAUACAAAACAGCUACUUUAUUCUUUAAAAAAAUGCACUUGUGCAUUUUUCGUGCUCCUUUAUCAUUUGUUGAUUCUACUCCAAGUGGAAGGAUUCUAAAUCGGGCAUCCAUAGAUCAAAGUGCACUUGAUACAUCUAUUCCACGUCAAUUUGAAGAACUUCUUAUUUCAAUCAUAGAAAUAGUGGGAACUUCUUUAAUAAUGUCACAGGUUUCAUGGCAAAUGUUAAUAGUUUUUAUUCCAAUGAUUGUGACUUGCAUUUGGUAUCAGCAAUACUAUAUAUCUACUGCACGAGAACUAUCACGGAUGUUUGGAGUAUGUCAAGCUCCAAUUAUACAACAUUUUGGUGAAUCUAUUAUAGGUUCAACCACAAUUAGAUGCUUUGAUCAAGAAGAGAGGUUUAUGCAGACAAACCUCAAAUUGGUGGAUGGGUUUUCUCGGCCCAAGUUUUAUUUCUCUGGUGCAAUUGAGUGGCUAAGCUUCCGUAUGGAUAUGUUAGCAUCCAUCACAUAUGCUUUUUCUUUGGUUUUCUUGAUCUCAGUGCUACAGGGAGUACUUAGUCCUGGUGUUAUGGGUAUAGCAGUCACAUAUGGAUUUGGUUUCAGUAUGCACGGGCUCAUAUGGGAUCUGAGCAUUCUUGAGAACAAAAUCAUAUCUGUUGAGAGAAUAUUACAGUAUACUUGCAUUCCUAGUGAACCUCCUCUAUUAAUAGAAGAAAACAAACCAGAUCGUGAAUGGCCAUCACAAGGAAAAAUUGAUAUUAUUGAUCUAAAGGUCCAGUACACCCCACACCUUCCUCUUGUCUUGCAAGGUAUCUCAUGCACUUUUCCUGGAGGGAUGAAGAUUGGCAUCGUUGGACGAACAGGGAGUGGCAAAUCAACACUCGUACAUGCUCUCUUCCGUGUGCUUGAACCUGUAGCCGGUCAGAUUUGGAUCGACGGUAUUGAUAUCUCCAAGAUUGGCCUUCAUGACUUGCGCUCAAGAUUGAGCAUCAUCCCGCAAGACCCUAUAAUGUUUGAGGGGACUCUAAGAAGCAAUCUUGAUCCGUUUGAAAAGUACACUGAUGAACAAAUCUGGGAGGUUUUAGAUAGAUGUCAGCUUGGUGAUGAAAUUAGAAAAAAGGAAGAGAAGCUUGAUUCUACAGUGAAUGAGAAUGGGGAGAAUUGGAGCAUGGGUCAAAGGCAGCUAGUAUGUUUAGCACGGGUAUUACUCAAAAGGACAAAAGUGUUAAUACUCGAUGAAGCUACUGCAUCAAUGGAUACUGCGACUGAUUAUCUAAUUCAGCAAACGCUUAGGAAACACUUCUCAGGGUUUACUGUCAUCACAAUUGCACAUAGGUUAACAUCAGUUCUUGAUAGUGAUAGAGUUCUCUUCCUCGACAAUGGUGUUGUACUAGAAUAUGAUUCUCCAGCCAAAUUGCUAGAUAUCAAGUCUUCAUCAUUUACAAAGCUUGUUAAGGAGUAUACUCAAAGAUGCUCUUAGUUAUGGAAAGGCUAAAUAAGUGGAUUUUGAAUAUUCAUAUGCAAGCAGGCUGUAUUAGACUGAGGUGCAUUGCUUUGUUGAGUAUAAGAAAAUUUUAUUGGGAAAAGACGAUGGAAUAGAUAUCGAGGCUACCCAUAUGAUCAAUCUGAGUUGACAUUGGCAACUGGUUGAAGUAUUGGGGGUAGAAAAGAAAUCUUUUUCUUCAUGCAUGUUUAUUAACCUUAGGAGAGGUAUUAGUAAUCCACCAUUAG
This is a messenger RNA of Macadamia integrifolia, 4899 nucleotides long. RefSeq names its product ABC transporter C family member 3-like. The record is from RefSeq and is a predicted model, not a curated record. The coding region runs from base 131 to 4648 and encodes 1505 amino acids. The transcript is spliced from 10 exons. Gene Ontology annotation, molecular function: ATP hydrolysis activity; ATP binding; ABC-type transporter activity. Gene Ontology annotation, biological process: transmembrane transport. NCBI's taxonomy places the organism in Eukaryota, Viridiplantae, Streptophyta, Magnoliopsida, Proteales, Proteaceae. Gene Ontology annotation, cellular component: plant-type vacuole; vacuolar membrane.